CGCCCCCAAUUAAUAUUGAAAGUUUACUCUUUUGUCAACUUCCUCUGCAAAGAUUUUCUCAACAUUUUUUGUUGUCAAUUUUUUUUUAAAUAAAAAUCCCCCCUGAAAAAUCACCAAACCAAAACAAUUGAAAUUGAAAGUUCUCUCUUUUAUCAAAUUCCUCUGCAAAGAUUUUCUCACUGUCCAAAUAUUUUCGCAGGUUCUUCUCUGUUCCGUCAGUCAGCUCUCCAACUGAACCCUAGAAUGGGAUUCGUCAUCACCUUCAUCUUGGAUUGGGGCUUUUUUUACAUUGAGCCCAGCGGAGCGCAGGAGUUUCCCUCUCACUUGACUUUGACGAAUUCCAUUUCACUAGGAAAUGGUGGAAGUUCCCCUCCCCUCCAUUUGUUUUCGUGUGGAAGGCUUGCUGCUCUGUGAAACAUGAGAACGGCGUACGGCAAAUCCUUCCUUUUCCUCUUUAUUUUCGUCCUCCUCUGCUCGUUCUCUCUUUCCGUUUCCAGAGACACCCUGACCCCAAACCAGCUCCUCUCCGGCGACGAGACCUUGGUUUCCACCCACGGGACCUUCUCUUUGGGCUUCUUUUCCCCCACCAGCUCAGAAAACAACCGGUACAUCGGUAUAUGGUACACAACUAAAAGAAUCCCGGGGCAGAGGGUCAUCAUAUGGGUUGGGAACCGUCAAAAUCCGGUCUCAGGUCCUACGGCAGUCCUGAUGUUGACAUCCAAUGGAAGUCUCCUCGUAACUGAUGGCAACUCUAAAGUCUUCUGGUCCUCGCCGUCGAUGGUGGCCGUCGGAAAACCUGUGGCACAACUCUUGGACGCUGGCAAUUUUGUUGUCAGGGAUUCUCAUGAGAUAACCGAUUCCAAUAGUUUCGCGUGGCAAAGUUUCGAUCAUCCGACCGAUACCCUUUUACCAGGCAUGAAGCUAGGUUGGAACCUAACAAGUGGACUCAACCGUAACCUGACAGCAUGGUCUAGCUCAACCGAUCCAUCCCCUGGUAACUACACCCUAGCCUUGGACCUCCGUGGUGAUCCCCAAUUGAUACUUUGGAAUGGCCAUAUUCUGCAACAGCGGACCGGUCCCUGGACUGGCCUCCAUUUCAUCUGGCUCAGCAGUCAAUCACCACAAACCCUAACUUAUACAGAUGCUCUUGUCUACCGUUUUGUUAAUAAUAAGGAAGAGGUUUACUUCAGCACAGGCGUGGUUAACAAGUCCACUAUCACUAGGCUUGUUGUGAGCCCACAAGGGGUCGCAGAACGGUAUAUCUGGCUUGAUAAGUCUCGCGUGUGGGACCGACUCUGGUACAGCCCAAGCGGCCCAUGCGAUGGGUAUGCUGCUUGUGGCCCAUAUGGUUUAUGUGAUCCAAAUGGUUAUCCUAUGUGCAGUUGCUUGCAAGGGUUUGAGCCUAAAUCACCAGCAAAUUGGGCUUUAAGAUAUGCUUCUGAUGGGUGUGUCAGGAAGACCAAACUGGAUUGUAGGAAUGGGACUGAUGGAUUUGUGACUGUUCCCCAAACGCUUUUGCCAGACACAGUGAACGCGACUGUAAACAGGACAAUGAGCCUGGAUGAAUGCCAAGCUGCCUGUUUGAGGAAUUGUUCUUGCACUGGUUUUUCUAGUGCUGACAUACGCGGGAGUGGAAGUGGGUGCAUUAUUUGGUCCAUGGACCUAAUGGACAUUGCAUCGUCCUCGGAUGGUGGCCAAGAUUUCUAUUUACGUUUGGCUGCGGAAGACAUAGGCUUAAUAUCAAGUCAAUCUCAUAAGAGCGGGGAUGCAGCCUUAGCAGUAUCGUUAAGUGUAGUCUUGGGGGUAAUAUCCCUGCUUGUCAGUGUUGCUUGUUAUGCAUGGAGGAAGUUGAAAUGGACCAGAGGGAAUGCUUUCGUUAAAGAAGAUGAUAUGGAGCUGCCUCUCUUUGAUUUGGUAGAAAUUGAGGCAGCAACAAACAAUUUCUCUAAUGAAAAUAAGCUUGGAGAAGGUGGAUUUGGUCCUGUCUACAAGGGAAAUAUAAGAGAGGGACAAGAAAUUGCUGUGAAGAGACUUUCCAAGACCUCAUUACAAGGUCUGGGCGAGCUGAAGACCGAGGUAAUGUUAGUGGCCAAGCUCCAGCAUAGAAAUCUGGUGAGGCUUCUGGGAUGCUGCCUUGAAGGAGAUGAAAGGAUAUUAAUAUAUGAAUUCAUGCCAAACAAAAGUUUAGAUACCUUUUUGUUUGAUGAACAAAAAGUGGCAUUAUUGGAUUGGAGAAUGCGAUACCAGAUCAUUUUAGGAAUUGCACGAGGACUUCUCUAUCUUCACCAAGAUUCGAGAUUCAGAAUCAUCCAUAGGGACCUUAAAGCUGGAAACAUCCUUCUCGACAAAGAUAUGAUUCCCAAAAUAUCAGACUUUGGUUUGGCCAAACUUUUUGGAGAAAAUGAGACGGAAACACAGACAAGGAGAGUAGUCGGGACAUAUGGUUACAUGCCUCCAGAGUAUGCAUUGAAUGGGAUCUUCUCAGUGAAAUCAGAUGUAUUCAGCUUUGGGGUUUUAGUUUUAGAAAUCAUUAGCGGAAGGAGAAAUAAAGGGGUAUAUCUCUCUGCGGCCGAGGAAUAUCUCUUAGGAAAGGCAUGGACAUUGUGGAAAGAAGGUAAUAGCUUGCAACUAAUUGAUGCGUCAUUGGAUGCCUCAGUUUUUAUGACUGAAAUUCUAAGAUGCAUGAAAGUGGGGCUUCUUUGUGUCCAAGAGCAACCGGAGGAUAGACCGAUCAUGUCAUCCGUUGUUUUGAUGUUAGGCAGUGAUCAUGCUCUUCUGCCAGAGCCUAAACAACCUGGUUUUAUGGCAAGGAUAUCUCCUACAGGGAGUCCAUCUCUAGUGAAGGAAAGCUCCAGUAUAAACGAUCUAACACUUACUACGUCUUUAGAUAUUACUAUUUCCAGAUAUUGUUACCCCUCCACUUCCAGGGACUCCUACCCCUACCACAAAUCUUACCGAUGGAAAUGUCUUGCUUUCAUCUACCGGAACUUUUGCACUGGGAUUCUUUACCCCUGACAACUCCAACCCCAGCAACAGAUAUAUUGGCAUAUGGUACAACAAAAUACCAGGACAGACCGUAAUCUGGGUGGCAAAUCGCUUUCACCCAAUUAAUGGUACCACUGGAAUCUUAUCGAUUACCAAAAAUGGAAGUCUUGUUAU
Asparagus officinalis (garden asparagus) is the source of this 3159-nucleotide messenger RNA. RefSeq names its product receptor-like serine/threonine-protein kinase SD1-7. The record is from RefSeq and is a predicted model, not a curated record. Lineage: Eukaryota; Viridiplantae; Streptophyta; Magnoliopsida; Asparagales; Asparagaceae. Gene Ontology annotation, biological process: protein phosphorylation; recognition of pollen. Gene Ontology annotation, molecular function: ATP binding; protein serine/threonine kinase activity. The coding region runs from base 418 to 3015 and encodes 865 amino acids. The transcript has 10 exons.